Messenger RNA from Exaiptasia diaphana, 2913 nucleotides. RefSeq lists its product as uncharacterized. The transcript is spliced from 3 exons. NCBI's taxonomy places the organism in Eukaryota, Metazoa, Cnidaria, Anthozoa, Actiniaria, Aiptasiidae. The record is from RefSeq and is a predicted model, not a curated record.
AUGAAACAAGAGGCUUCGCAAGAAUUAGACUGUGAAAACAAUUGUUUGACAAAAAAAAAAUGGCCGCCCGAGCACCAAGCAAAGAAUGAGCCAAGAAAACGUAGCUUAGUCAAUGGAUUUCGCAAGAUUAAGGAUGGGGUUGUAACUCAUGGUGGAAGGACCUCUAAACUCCCGGCUCGUUAUCAGGAGACGGAUUCUGAGAGCGAGACAACCCUCAAUCGAAAAAAAAAACGGUCGAGAAAGGACGAACAAGAGACAUCUGGUGAAAGAAGCAGUACGUGUAAAAAAACAAGCAAACGAAAAAUAUGCAAAAACGGUCGAACUGAGCCGCUCAAAAAGAAAGCAGAAAAAGUUAUUAAACGAAGGAGUAGCAGUAAGUCGCUGUGUGAGGUUGAUACAAAAAAAGUUGUACAUGAAAAUGGAGAUUCGACAUUAGACGCCACUGAGGCAACGAAGAAAAAAACGAGGUCGAGUCCUUCGAGGACUAUUCCAGCGAACUUGAAAAGAAAUCUUUAUACUUCUCGCUCGGACACCGAAAGCUCAGGUGGGGAAACUCCUCGGAAAAGAGGACGAACUCCUAAAAAUGCUCAAAAUUCGAACAAGAAAGCUCGAGGAAAGAGAAAUGGAAGUAUGGACGUUGGUUCGCCACAUGGCGACUGUUUUGUGAGUGCCACGAAUGCAUGUCUAACGUCACCCAACUUGAAACCAAAGAAGAAAAAGAGAAAAUUGCUCAACGGCCUUCGAACAGCAAACUUUCUUCAGGGCGUAAGUAGCGACGAUAGCAGUAGCGAGUGCUCRCCAAAGAAAAAAAGACGGCCUCCAAAGGCAAAACAUUCAUCUUUGUCAAAGAAGGACGGCGGUUUUAGUCACGACCUUUCCACAAAGAAUGGCGUUAGAAAACCUUGGGUGCGGCCGUUGUUAAAGUCUUUGCAUGAACAAGCUUUAUAUCAAUCCCAUGAAGAACAUUUAAGUAAUUUGAAAAAAACGGRGAAUCAACUAACAAAAACAAAACUUUCAAACAUGGUCUCUCGUAAGUGCACGAACGGAGAUGUGAUAAAACGAAAACGUGGACGUCCUUCACAACUGGAUUUACUGAGGAGAAAACAGCUUGAAUCCAAAGAUGUAUUUUCAUUUACUGACGAGGAAGAUUGCAAAAAAAAUAGUAAAUUUAAUGGACAUCUCAAGAAAUUGAAAAAGCUUAAAAAGUUGAAAAAAAAUAACCAGCUGGUCAAGCGACCACUUGCAGCUAGGAAGGUAAACAAAACAGAAAAACUACUCGCAAAUAAACUCAAGAAAAAGGCUAUCAAGAGAGCUGCACAAUCUGUAGAUGCACUCAGGAAAGAUACUGUUGAAUCUAGUGACAAGGAAACUUCUGAAAGUUUGCAUUCAAGAAGACGUCAUAGGAAUAAAAUUGACAGAGUUCUAGGUAUGAGACAGAAUACAUCAGGUUCUUAUGAAUACCUUGUGCAGUGGAAAGAUGGUACUAGUUGUUGGACAUCUAAAAAAAAGGCUUCAGAUUAUGAUCUGGACUUGAAGGCUUUUCUUGGCCAUGAAUGUCAGGACCUUUGUGGAAUUAAUAGACUAGUGUUCAAGGCCUAUUAUCACGAUAACUUGGAUAAAGUUAAUUGUAGUAUAAUAAGAGCAGAGAACGAUGCAGUCUGCAUGUCAGAAAAGAAAAAAAUCUAUGAUGAUGAUGAUGAUGAUGACUUAAUCUCUGAUGCGGAUGAUAUUUAAAAAAAAAGUGAUUCUGCUCACACCAGCCCAGUAGUGAAACCUAAGAAGCGAGGGCGAAAACCUCAGGAGUGCAACAUUGACCGGGAAUUUGUUUGCAAAGAAGUUUCUGUGCAGAAAUUGAAAGACUGCAUUCACAUAACUGUUAGUCGUUCAUCAGGAAAACAAAUGAGAGUUAAUCUAAGAAUUAUAGAUUCAUUAACACUUGCAUUAGAAGAAGCUGCAGUUGAUCCUUGCGAUACUGUGGUCAUCAGUGGACUUGGGGAUGAGGUUUUUUGUGGUGUGGACUUAGAGACAAUUGUGACUGUACCAUUAGAAGGAGAAGUCAAGAAUUACAGAAAGGAUGUGGACAAAAUAAGAUAUUUGAUCCAAACAAUACAGUUCUACCCAAAACCUCUAAUAGCAACUAUUAAUAAGCCUGCUGAAGGAGUCGGUGCACAGUUAAAAAAAUUAUGUGAUAUGGUCUGUGAUAAGGCUGCACUAGGAGAUCCUAAAAAAAUCGCAGAUGCCAAAGCCAAUGGAACAAUACCAUAUUGUUUUCCAAGACUAAAAAAAAAUGCAGCAGUCAGUGAGCAUGUUCUAAUGGGACAACCACUGUCCAYGCCUGUAAAAAAAUGGCAUAAGACUUUAUCAGGAAUAUUCAAGACUACCAAGUUUACAUCAGAAAAAAAAACAUCAGUAGAGGCAAUGUCAUGUCUUCCUUCAGCGUCACACUCAGGAUCAGAAAAAAAUGAUCGCAUUAGUGCUUGCACGUCAGAGCUAGAACAGAAGUUGUCUAAGGAAAAAAAAAUGGAGAAGACCAAAUUUGAAGAGUCAAUGAAGGAACUUAUGGAAUUCUGGAAAAAAAUGACUUCAACAAUGUCAUAGUAGGUCAUGAAAGUCAUUAGGAACUGUUAAAUUCUUUUGCCUGUUUUUAGUCUUCAGAAGAGUUACCCCUGGUUUUACAACUGCUUGGCAAAAAAAUCUGACAAUUUAUCAUACUUUUCUAUUCUGUCAUUUUGAACUGAAUUGACUAUUAUUAAAAUUCCAGGGAGAAAUGUCAGUGCAGGCUGGCGUGGCUAUUCCCAAUGUUUUAUAUCCUGGGAAUGAGACUAUUCCUGCACUGUAAUUUUAAUGUACUGGGGUUUUUAAAAAAAACAAUAUGAACUGCGCAUUUAAUAUUCAGAAUAAGCUUUAGUAGUC